This is a messenger RNA of Durusdinium trenchii, 1368 nucleotides long. The record is from the annotation of a GenBank genome assembly. Lineage: Eukaryota; Dinophyceae; Suessiales; Symbiodiniaceae.
AUGCCUCUGGGGCAUGUACAGGUGCAGACCUCGCAAAACGAGCACUUUUGCAUCGAGCCCAGGCAAAGAAAGCCUUCGGUACUCGCAAAUGCCCUCAGUGGCACUGUGGGCUCUGUCUUGGCAGAAGCUGUUCUUUUCCCUGUGGACACUAUCAAGCUCAAGGUCCAAACGGCCAGUGCCACUGAUCAUCGAGGCUUCUUACUGACGCUUUUUUCCGUGCUGGGUAGUGUUGGCAUCAAGGGACUCUACCGUGGGAUCGGAGCAGCCCUCAUUAAAGAGUCCAUACACAGCUUGAACUACUGGAUCUUCCACGGCAGCCUCUUCCGACUCUUUACGGAGUUUGAAGAUACUUCAGCCACAUCUCCAAUGAGGAGGCUCUUAUUGAACCUCGUUUCCAAGCAACUCAACUGGCUCUGCACAGUUCCCUUCGAAGUGGUCUCCAGUGUAAAUCAGAUGUCAGCAAAGGCACCUGGCUUUGUGGCCACUGCCCGUGUUUUGUAUCUCGAGGGUGGCAUCAAAGCUUUUUACCGGGGCCUCACGGUGUCUUUGAUCCUGGCCAUCAACCCAGCGAUUAUGAACACCUUGAUCACCUCCAUGCUCCGCAUCAGGGCCUUGCUGCGGGAAUCCAUGGGCGAGGACCAUUUGGAGGCCCGGAAUCAUUCGGCUGCCGUGGUGGGCGGCAUCACGGGGCUGUCGAAGAUCGUGGCGACCAUCUUGACAUACCCGUUGAUUCGCGCCAAGGUCUUACAGCAAACCGUUCCUCAACAUUCCCAGGCGGCAUUUCCAGAGGUGAUGCGGAGGGUGCUGAUCUCUGAGGGUGUGAGUGGCUUGUACCGAGGAAUGCUGGCCAUGAGCUAUAAGACUAUCCUGUGGAACACUCUGAUGAUGAUGUUCAAACAUCUACUGGGUCCCAAGCGUCCGAUGACACCACCAGACUCGCCUCGACCUGGACUGCUUCAGCAGGUGCCGCAUAUGGCCAGGGAGCCCUUCCCGGCGGAAUACACCCAGGAGAAGCUAGAUGAGAUUCUGGACUACCUGCGUCGUGGGGGCAGCAGCGGAAAGAAGGUUGAGGCCCUGGAGAACCGCUUGGAGGAGGUGAGCGGCGAAUUGCGCGAAGUGCGCAAGCUCCUGUCCCAGCUGGUCGCACGGUCUGGCGACGUCCAGUCCCUGCAGUCCGGCUUUUCGUUUGUGCCAUCCGGCGUGGCCGGACGCGAGGCACGAACUCCUGGACCUCAAAAAGAGCCUGCGAAAAAAUACGCAAACCAAAAACAUGAUCCAAAGCAACCCAAUAGCGAAGAAGCGAUGGCCUCCAACCUAAUAGCGAUGGCCUCCAACCUAAUAGCGAUGGCCUCCACCUGCGAAGUCUAG